UUUCUCACACUAUAAAUGAGCAAGAUAGAGCCUGAUAAGGCACAAAUGAGGAUUUCCGGUGCAAUGCCUGCCAUGUUCUCUUGGUGGACUACUGUUCUCUUUGUAGCGGUAGCAGUUGUAGUUUGUGGGGUUUGGUCAUUUUCGUAUCUCCUUCAUGCAUCGAAAGAUCAGAAGAAACGAUUGCCACCAGGCCCUACUGGGCUACCAAUCAUCGGAAAUCUACACAUGCUGGGCCAUCUCCCUCAUCGUACGCUCCAUAGUUUAGCUCAAAAAUAUGGGCCGAUCAUGUACAUGCGACUCGGCAUGGUUCCAACAGUGAUCGUAUCAUCCCCGCAGGCUGCCCAACAAAUCCUCAAGACCCACGAUGCCAUUUUUGCCAGCAGGCCGUACACUGAGGCCGGCAAGUAUCUAUCCUACAAUCGGAAAGGAGUCGCAUUCGCUGAGCACGGCCAGUAUUGGCGCGACAUUCGCAAAUUGUGCAUGCUGGAGUUGCUUAGCAAUGCGAAGAUCGACUCUUUCCGGUCAAUGAGGAGAGAGGAACUGGGCCGCCUCAUCCGAUCACUCAAGGAUACAUCUGAUGCCUGCGCCGUGGUUGAUCUCACUGAUAAGGUGGGGUCCCUUUCCGCAGGCAUGACAUGUCGGAUGGUGUUUGGAAAGAAGUCUAUGGAUGAGGAUUAUGAUGGAAGGGGCAUCAUAGCACGGAUCCAUGAAGGUAUGAUGCUGGCUGGGGCUUUUAACAUAGCUGAUUACAUCCCCUACACUGGACUACUCGAUGUUCAAGGGCUAACUCGCCGGAUGAAAGCAUUUACAAGGUUCUUUGAUGACCUCUUUGAGAGGGUCGUCGAUGAUCACAUACGGACCAGAGAGGUGGGCCAUCAGAGGGACUUCAUCGAUGUUAUGCUGGCACUCAUGGCAUCCAACCACAUGGAGAUUAAUAUUGACCGAACCAAUUGCAAAGCAAUCGUCAUGGAUAUGCUCACAGGUGCAGCGGACACAUCAUCAGCCGUGAUUGAGUGGGCUCUCUCUGAGCUUUUCAGGCAUCCACUUGUAAUGAAAAAGGCCCAAGAAGAGUUGGAGGCUGUGGUCGGCAUGGAUCGAAUAGUGGACGAGUCAGAUCUGGUGAAACUGGAGUAUUUAGAAAUGGUGGUUAAGGAAACCUUGAGGCUGCACCCGGUGGCCCCAUUGCUGGUUCCCCACGAGGCUGUGGAGGAUUGUGUCAUCGAUGGCUUCAACAUACCCAAAAAAUGCCGUGUCAUUAUAAAUGCGUGGGCCAUCGCCCGCAACCCAAUUGCGUGGUCCAAUGCUGAAGAAUUCUACCCUGAAAGGUUCGAUGGUUUAGACAUAGAUGUCCGUGGGCGCCAUUUCCAACUUAUCCCUUUUGGGUCUGGGCGGCGAGGUUGCCCUGGAAUUCAGCUGGGCCUUACUGUGUUCCGAUUGGUGCUGGCCCAAUUGGUGCAUUGCUUUGAUUGGGAGCUUCCAAAUGGUAUGGGUCCCACUGAUUUGGACAUGACUGAGAAGUUCAGCCUCGUUGUGCCUAGAGCUAACCAUCUACUGGCUAUUCCAAAGUAUCGCCUUAGGGAUGGCUGCUUGUAAAAAGGAUCAUAUCGAUGGUAUGGGAGUGGCCAUAGUAUCCAAGUAGUCGUAUCAGGCACUUAAGUAUUAUGUGUUGUAUCAAUGUUUAAACCCCCGACCCAACUGGGCUCUGGGCCGGUUUGGACGGUAUCAUCUAUAAGAUUAAAAAAAAAAAAAAAAAGAAAGAAAGAAAAAAGAGCUUUGCUAGGUGCACAUGCAUCCACAAUAUAUAAAACUCAUGUGCACGCCACACAUUUGACAGCAUGGCAUAGGUGCGAGAUCCCAUCCAUCCAUCAGGUUAGUCCGGUCUCGUACAUUAUUUCCCAAAAUUAAAUCUAGUCCAAUGAGCCUGUUAGGCCCUAAUAAUAAAAACAGGACGAUGGUUUAGAAAACUUCAA
This is a messenger RNA of Magnolia sinica, 1970 nucleotides long. RefSeq names its product cytochrome P450 71AU50-like. Gene Ontology annotation, molecular function: oxidoreductase activity, acting on paired donors, with incorporation or reduction of molecular oxygen; iron ion binding; heme binding. The record is from RefSeq and is a predicted model, not a curated record. The coding region runs from base 16 to 1593 and encodes 525 amino acids. Lineage: Eukaryota; Viridiplantae; Streptophyta; Magnoliopsida; Magnoliales; Magnoliaceae. The transcript has 2 exons.